This is a messenger RNA of Actinia tenebrosa (Australian red waratah sea anemone), 1529 nucleotides long. RefSeq lists its product as uncharacterized. NCBI's taxonomy places the organism in Eukaryota, Metazoa, Cnidaria, Anthozoa, Actiniaria, Actiniidae. The record is from RefSeq and is a predicted model, not a curated record. Gene Ontology annotation, molecular function: calcium ion binding.
AGAAGCUCGUCGUCGAGUGAACACCUUGCUAAGAGAAUUAGCAGAGAAACAUGAAGGAAUUCGCUAUUUUUGGGGUGCUUUCCUUCGCUAUAUUUUUUAGAGGAAUGACCUCGUCCGAAAUUACUUUCAAUGCUGCCAAACAGCCUUAUUAUCGAACACCAAAGUUCGGCUAUCUUAACUUCGUUUUUCAACCAAACAGUACACUAGAAGUGGAAAACAAACGCCAGUUCCACGCCGAGAACUACAAGCAAUGUCUUGUUGCUUGUGCCAGUAACAUGACUUGUUUCUCCAUCAACUUUGGAAAACAGCCCAUCUUCUUUAACCAAGGGAACGCCCAGUACCUCUGUGAGCUGUUAGCGACUGAUAAAUACAACUCUUCGUCCAAGUAUAAAAGCAAGAAUCCAGGAUUUGAUCACUACAGCAUCAGGUCCAACUGCAGCAAGUCUCCCUGUCUUCACGAUUUCACUUGUAUUCCUGAUUACGAUAACGACACCUACGAAUGUUCGUGCCCAAGACCUGCUUACGAAGGCAAACAUUGCAAAGAUGUCGAUGAAUGCACCACAGGACAGCAUGACUGCAGUGUGAACGCCACUUGUACUAACACCAUUGGUUCAUUCAACUGCAAGUGCAAAAACGGUUACCUUGGUAAUGGGAACAUCUGCAUCAAGCAGGAAAAGAUUCAAGAAUCAGAUAUUCUUAACGAUUUUGGCAACGACAGUUAUCUUGCCGCUUUGAAUACUUUCAUGGAUGAAGUGCCUGAAGAUAUCGUGAAAAUUUCAUGGUUCAGAUGCUGGUCAGGCAAGAAUGACGGGUUUAAUGUGCCAACAACCUUCCAUGCUCAAUGUGACGGUAAAGGAGCUACGGUUACCAUAGUGAGGAGAGGGAAAUACAUAUGGGGUGGAUACUCUGAUAAGUCCUGGUCGUCUUCCUCAGGCGGAAUUUACAAGAGUUCUACAAAGUCAUUCAUAUUCUCUUUAUACAACAUUCAUGGCUUCAAUCCUCAGAAGUUUAAGAUAGUAAAUACCGCAAAAGCUGUAUACCAUCAUGCUCAAUAUGGACCAGCAUUUGGAGGACUAAACGACAUCAAGAUACACAAGUACGCCACGAAAAAUAGAAUGAAUUAUAAUAAACCAUUUGCAUAUGAGAUUCCCCCUGGCUGUACAUAUGAGAAGUAUUGUAACUUCUUUACAGGCAUAGCGGGUCAAUAUACCAUCGAUAACAUUGAAGUGUUUUAUAAGAAUAAGGUGUAGUGAUAUGCCAAGCUCAAUUACUCUUGAGUAGGGAACUUUCUCAGUCGCAAGAGUAGCUUUUACAUUAUACAUGCAUUGCACGCUUCAUCUCUAAUCACCAGUAAAAUUUCCUUCCCACUGAGAAAAACUUAAAUAAAGAUUUCACUCACCCAAAUCUAUUUAUUGUCUUCAACAAUGUCUAGAGGUGCGUACGAAUCCAGGACUCAUUAACAAUGUGACUUACAGAAUUAUAUUAGAUGAAAGGAAUGAGGCAUUAAAUAAAAGCGUUCAAAAACGAAA